AUGGAUGAUGAUAAUGAGUAUGAUGAUGUUGAAUGGGAUGAUGAUGAAAAUGAAGAUAAUGAUGAUGAUAAUGAACUAAUUGGUGAUGUGAAAUGUCUAUUUUGUGAUGAAGUAUUCAAGUCAGCAAGUCUUCUAUUUGAGCAUUGUAAAGAACAACAUAAUUUUGAUAUUAAAGAAAUAUGUGUUAUGUGGAAAUUAGAUUGUAUUUCUUACAUUAAAAUGAUCAACUACAUAAGGAAAAUGGUAAGACCUCUUCUUGCUUACAAAAGAAAAGUAAGAGAGAUACCUCCAUGGAGUAAUGAUGAGUAUAUGAAACCUGCUGAUUGUGAAGAUUUAUUAUUACAAUAUGGUAUGUUAUCUUUAAUUAUUAGUCCUAUCUAA
Molecule: messenger RNA, 381 nt
Organism: Lottia gigantea (owl limpet)
Lineage: Eukaryota; Metazoa; Mollusca; Gastropoda; Lottiidae
Exons: 2
Coding region: 1-381 (126 amino acids)
Source: RefSeq, a predicted model, not a curated record